AUGCCAUUAGACUUCUCAUCUGAUUGUGAAUGUCCGAACUGCCUGAAAAGCACACAGAAUGAGUCUGAUUGGAAUCCCUAUUCCAACAAGAGCAGUAAUGAGUCUUUAUACCCAACAUUAAGAAAGAAAUCUCUGCCUCCGGCCAGUGCGCAGUGCUUUCUUUCACAGUGUUGUUCUGCCAGACCAGAGAAUGACACCAAAGAAGACUCAGUGUUUCUCCCAUCAGAAGAGGAAAGCUAUGUGGUGACUUCACAAAACAAUUAUCUUGGUCUGAACCCCGAGGGCAUUACAAGGAAAAUCAGACCAUUGAGAGAGCUGACUGUCCAAGAGUUACUGAGGGAGUUUGGGGAUAGCAGGAAGUUCCAACCAAACUCCAUGUCUGUGGGUCACUUUAGAGAUCAGGUGGUAAUGAAGUUCAGAAGAGCUCUGUAUUAUUCUGGAAUUUGGGUGGCGUAUGUCCAAGGCUACAGAUUUGAAAAGCACUUGUCAGCUAAUUAUUUCAAGAGAAAUCCUGAUUGUCUAUACCGGCUGGUCCCCUGGCUGAAACGGGAACUAACAGUUGUUUAUGGAGAUUAUGGCUACACAGUGAAGAAUAUUCUAGACACUAUUCUCCAUCACAUGACAAAAUAUGAUCUGGACAGUGACUCCUUCAUUAACCUCUUGGAACCUUACCUCCAGCAACACACCCACCAUUUUCUGCAUGAACUUAUCAGUUUUGUUCAUUCACCUUACAACAUGGAGACUUACGACCAACGUGCCAUCUAUCAAUUUCCUUCUGCUUCACCAUGGGUAAAAGAGAAGUCCAUUGCAUCAGCUCCUGUUUUGCCUUUGCCUAAGGAUCAAGCUGUAAUGGCAUCUCAACAUGAUAUCAAACAGUCUAAAAACACCCAGGGCCAAUGUAAUAAUGAGCAGAGGCCUCUGUCAGGUUCGAAACCAUUUCCAAAUGGUAACUCUUCCUUGAAGAAAUCUGAAAUCCCACUAUUCCACCAGAAAACAGCAAGCAAAAUACAUACUUGGGUAGAAGACAAACCAGAAUCAGGCCAUCACAAGGGUACAACAUCUACCAAUCACAUGCUCCUGAAUUGGGCCACACCAAGGGAAAGGAGCUCAGACUUACUGAAUUGCAAAAAAAAUGUUAAAGAGAGGAAAACAGAAGGGAUAAAGUUGUUUCCUGGUCAAGUUCAGGAUCUGGGAAAGAGUGAAACUGCCCGCAUCUUCAGUUCCCCAGCAAUUCUUAAUCUGGGGCAAUCAUGGAAGAACAGCCUAAGAGAAAAAAGGGGUUUGAAACUUGGCCAGCAGAACAAUUUCCAGAAAAAAGAAACCGAGAAAAACAAAUGUUCAGGUUCUUCACCAAAGAUCUUUCAAAGAAGAUUGCCCAAAGAAAGAUCCUUGAUAAACUGCAAAUCAAGAAAGAGGGACCCCUCCUGCAGCUGCAUUUCAGAAAAUGCCUUUUCUUCUAAGAGAGAUGGUAGGAAGCUGAGCUCUUUCAGAAAAAAGAGGAUGAAAGGCAGACAGUCCUCCCAAUUUGCAGAAGUUGGUUCACACUCUAGCAGCGUACUCCAAAGACAAUCAAGGGCCAGUACUCACACAGCCAAAUCUUGGUGCGUUGGAUUUACAAAGAGAUCUGUAAGCAGAGACUCAAGUAAUCCCCCUCUGAGAGGAAGCCACGAAAGUGAACAGAAUAUAUGCCGUGAGCCCUCAAAAGAAAAGAAGGUGCAUGGCUAUGAAUCAAACUAUGGGAGGGCAUCUUCAGCCAUGGACCAAUACAUAAAACUUCCUUCAACUGCUGGGAAGAGACCCAAGUGUCCUUCUAAAAGUGAAGGUUCUUCCCAAGCUGGAAGCCACUGUGACAGUCCCACAUGUCUACAGAGUGAGAAACACAAAUCCCCAAGAAAACAAGAGAUGAAGCACAAAACCACAUUCCCAAGAGCUAGAAAAACCACACCAGUUAGUCACAGAAAGAACAAAUGUCAGUAUCCAGAUGCAGAAACCACAGAGGAAGGCAGUGAUGAAGGAGGGGAUCUGAACGAGGCAAACAAGUGGCCAAAAAGUGGCCUCUCUGAGUGUGCACCUUCCUACAGGAGGCAGACCCAAAAGAAAAAAUAG
Camelus dromedarius (Arabian camel) is the source of this 2106-nucleotide messenger RNA. RefSeq names its product E3 ubiquitin-protein ligase Topors-like. The record is from RefSeq and is a predicted model, not a curated record. Gene Ontology annotation, molecular function: ubiquitin protein ligase activity. Gene Ontology annotation, biological process: protein polyubiquitination; protein monoubiquitination. The coding region runs from base 1 to 2106 and encodes 701 amino acids. Lineage: Eukaryota; Metazoa; Chordata; Mammalia; Artiodactyla; Camelidae. The transcript has a single exon.